ACCAUGAUUGAUAACCAAGGCUACAUUGUGCUCUUCCUCUUGUGGUUCAUAUCCACGAUUUUGAUUAGAUCCAUCUUCAAAAAAUCCGUGUCUCUUAAACUACCCCCUGGUCCUCCAAUAUCAUUGCCACUCCUUGGCCAUGCUCCUUAUCUUCGAUCACUCCUUCACCAAGCACUUUACAAGCUUUCCACACGAUAUGGACCCUUGAUUCAUAUCAUGAUUGGUUCUAAACAUGUCAUAGUUGCAUCAUCAGCCGAAAUGGCAAAGCAAAUCCUCAAGACUUAUGAGGAAUCAUUUUGCAAUCGCCCUAUAAUGAUUGCAAGUGAGAACUUGACUUAUGGUGCUGCUGAUUACUUCUUCAUUCCUUAUGGAACAUACUGGAGGUUCUUGAAGAAGCUUUGUAUGACAGAGCUUCUAAGUGGGAAAACUCUUGAGCAUUUUGUUAACAUUCGUCAGGAUGAAAUUGAGGCUUUUUUGAAAACGAUUCUUGAGAUAUCUGCCACUGGUAAACCAGUGGAAAUGAGGCAAGAACUUAUAAGGCACACAAACAACAUCAUUUCGAGGAUGACAAUGGGAAAGAAGAGUACUGGGACAAGUGAUGAAGUUGGUCAGUUAAGAAAGUUGAUUAGAGAAGUUGGAGAGCUUCUUGGAUCGUUUAAUCUUGGUGAUAUCAUUGAGUUUAUGAGGCCUUUUGAUCUGCAAGGAUUUGGGAAGAAGAAUCAGGAUACACAUCAUAAGGUUGAUGUAUUGAUGGAGAAGGUGCUGAAAGAGCAUGAAGAGGCAAGGUCAAAGAUGGGUGCUGACAGUGAUCGGAAGAAGGAUCUUUUUGAUAUUUUGUUGAACUUGAUUGAAGCAGAUGGUGCUGAUAAUAAACUCACUAGAGAAAGUGCCAAAGCCUUUGCUCUGGACAUGUUUAUUGCCGGGACCAAUGGACCAGCAAGUGUGUUAGAAUGGUCACUAGCAGAGCUCAUAAGAAAUCCACAUGUUUUUAAGAAGGCAAGAGAAGAGAUUGAUUCUGUUGUUGGCAAGGAAAGGCUGGUUAGGGAAUCAGAUAUACCAAACUUACCUUAUCUCCAAGCAGUGGUUAAAGAAACUCUGAGGAUGCACCCACCAACCCCUAUAUUUGCAAGAGAAGCUAUUAGAAGCUGCCAAGUUGAGGGCUAUGAUAUUCCUGCACAUUCAAAGAUUUUUAUCAAUGCAUGGGCCAUUGGAAGGGAUCCAAAAUACUGGGACAACCCACUAGAGUAUAGCCCUGAGAGGUUCUUACACACAGAUGAACCUGGCAAGAGUAAAGUUGAUGUAAGGGGACAAUAUUACCAACUCUUACCAUUUGGGAGUGGAAGAAGAAGUUGCCCUGGAUCUUCACUUGCAUUGCUGGUUAUCCAAGCAACACUGGCUAGUUUGAUCCAAUGCUUUGAUUGGGUUGUUAAUGAAGGAAAGAAUAAUGACAUUGACAUGUCAGAGGAAGGACGAGUAACUGUGUUUUUGGCUAAGCCAUUGUUUUGCAAACCUGUUCCCCGUUUUGUUCCAUUCUCUGCUUGA
Messenger RNA from Gastrolobium bilobum, 1542 nucleotides. RefSeq names its product beta-amyrin 24-hydroxylase. Bases 4 to 1542 code for a protein of 512 amino acids. The transcript is spliced from 2 exons. NCBI's taxonomy places the organism in Eukaryota, Viridiplantae, Streptophyta, Magnoliopsida, Fabales, Fabaceae. Gene Ontology annotation, molecular function: oxidoreductase activity, acting on paired donors, with incorporation or reduction of molecular oxygen; heme binding; iron ion binding. The record is from RefSeq and is a predicted model, not a curated record.